CUGCCGGGUGGGUGGCACGUAUACGGGCUGCUCAUGGAAGCUAUUGACGGCCCUACGUUGGAGAUGUUGGAUAUCAAAGACCGACCACAGGAGCAACAAAUCGACUUCAUCACGCGGCUUCGUCACGGACUCAGGGCCAUCAGAUUUGCGGGAAUUGAGCAGACGGACUGGCAUCUCAAUCAAAUUCUGUGUCCUCCAGACCCCCGGGAUCCGAGCCUCGCCCCGGACAUUGUGUUCAUUGAUUUUGCUUUUGCUCUGCAGAAUCUUGGCGAGGAGGAGGGAUGCCCCCUCCAUCUUGAUCCGAGAAACCUUGAAAAUGCACUAUAUGAUUGGGGAAUUGACGAAGACAUCAUGAAGUCCUGUUGGUUCGAAGCCACUGAGGAAGAGUACUGA
Messenger RNA from Gloeophyllum trabeum ATCC 11539, 393 nucleotides. RefSeq lists its product as uncharacterized. The transcript is spliced from 2 exons. The coding region runs from base 34 to 393 and encodes 119 amino acids. The record is from RefSeq and is a predicted model, not a curated record. Lineage: Eukaryota; Fungi; Basidiomycota; Agaricomycetes; Gloeophyllales; Gloeophyllaceae.